This is a messenger RNA of Entamoeba invadens IP1, 528 nucleotides long. RefSeq lists its product as hypothetical. The record is from RefSeq and is a predicted model, not a curated record. NCBI's taxonomy places the organism in Eukaryota, Evosea, Mastigamoebida, Endamoebidae. Bases 1 to 528 code for a protein of 175 amino acids. The transcript has a single exon.
AUGAAGGUACUGACUUUAAUCCUCAUCAUAACUACAUUAGUCACGGGAAGUCUCUUGAAUAACCCGAUAAUGAAGACAGCUCUUGGUGUUGUUGGUAUCAAAAUCAUGUCUCCAGACGACAUUCGAGGAGCUGCCUCUUCUGUACCUAGUCAAGGUGGUGUAGCCAAUUUUGCGAUGCAACCUCCUACUGCUCGUGAGAGUUCAGAACCUUCUGUCUUGAUUGAAGAAAUCCAGCAAAAGGUGUUAGAUGAAGUUCAAAGGCAAUUUGGUUUACUUCUUGACCUGUGUUAUUAUGGCCCAUAUGGAAUUCCAAUAUGGACUCCAAUCAUCUCUCCUGUUGUGACUUUAUUCACAAUCCUUCCAGUGAUGACUGCUUUUCAACAAAUAGAAAUCUUUAGAAAACAAAAGGAGAUGAUGGAAUACGCCAAAAUAGCGGGAAUGGCCAUGAACGGAUAUUCUGUUGCUCGAAAUCUCAAUCUUCGUCACAGAGUCAGUCUUGGUACUUGGCAAGACACAAACCCAUUAUAA